AUGCUAGGUAUCGGCCCCACUUGCUACGGGUGCAUUGACAACGAAGAGGAUUUGGCCCUUGUUUUCCAGGGCGUUUUUGAUGGAAAUUUGAGAUGCAUCGAACGAAGGCCAUAUGAAGCAGAAAAAGCUAAAUUGGUUGGCUCAGGAAACAUUUUUGUUUUCAAUGAAGAAAGAUCCGGCAUCAAGAGAUGGACCGAUGGGUUUUCUUGGUCUCCUUCGAGAAUUUCAGGCAAGUUCCUCGUAUAUAGAGAGUAUAACAAACUUGGUUCCACGCAAGAUCCCUCACUGCAUACUGUCCUCGAUUAUAACAUCUUCGAGAGGUCUCAUCAGAAAUACGUUUACACUGGGUUACUAAAAAAAACAUUCUCUUUGAAGUACUGCAUAGAUCCCACCGACGGCAGCAAGCUGGAAACAUUUCACCUUGUUGCCUAUUAUAAGGAACAGGACAUUCACCAAGGAAGUUUGAAAAGACCUUCGGAAAAUCCUUUCUUUAAUAAAUUCCAACCUUCACAAAAACUUACAGACGCUUUGAAAAAAGUAGCUGUGGGGAAUGGCAGAUCCAAUCCUACUAGAAGUAGUGAAAGAGACAGGGCCAAAUUACAAAACACGGGAAUGCGUCGGUCAUUGUCAUCCUCGUCGACCUAUAAUGAUUUUGUAAAAAACAAUGCCAUUCCUCCACGAAAUAUUCCGACUAGAAUGCCUUUUUUUGAUGGCAGAGGUAAAAUUCAGACACCUUCCAGCUUCAGAAACAUCACCGAAGACCAGCACCAACGACAGCGGGAAUACGCAUUCCCAAUGGAGAAACAGAACCAGCUACCUAUUCCGUACGCACAGCACCCGCCGCAACCACUAGGCAUCUAUAGUGCUCGUUACCAACCUGGACUGAGACGCACGGUUUCACAGCCUGUGAUCUUUUGUAGUAAUUUUAACCCACCACAACAACAACAACCCAUUGUAACAUCUUGCGAAGGAAGGGGUGUGACGCCUCUUUCACUGGUGUAUUCUUCUAAAAAAUUUCAUGCAAUACCAUACCAAAACUUGGACCCGUAUUACUCAAGAUCGGGCCCUGAAUGCAUUAGUCCUCCAGCUCCUAUCCCUUCAAACAUGAUGCCACCUGUGCAUUCCAUAUUGGUGCAUGAUUAUUCACAACAAAAGAUAAUCACGAGUUCCAAUGUCGCUCAGCCUCCCCAUUCGACAACAGCCACAUCUACCGCCACCAAGAACUCGGAUGGAAUAUAUAUUUUACCAGCGCCUCGUAUGAAUGUCCCACCUCCAGCACAAUACCCAAUGACUCUUGCACGAAACAAAACGCACAAUUCACCGCCAUUUAGUAAAGACAGUGCUUCGACCGAUCAGGACUACCAUCCUCGCUACUCCAAAUAG
Messenger RNA from Saccharomyces kudriavzevii IFO 1802, 1383 nucleotides. It is a transcript of the gene ROF1, whose product is annotated as Rof1p. Bases 1 to 1383 code for a protein of 460 amino acids. The transcript has a single exon. Gene Ontology annotation, molecular function: DNA binding. NCBI's taxonomy places the organism in Eukaryota, Fungi, Ascomycota, Saccharomycetes, Saccharomycetales, Saccharomycetaceae. The record is from RefSeq and is a predicted model, not a curated record.